CACGAGAUUGUUCUGAUGUAACCUUUUCAAAGAUUACGUCGAAGCAGUCCUGUGAUUGGUGAUCCGCUAAUUCCAUUUCCGUGCAAUCCACUCUAUGGGACUUCAGCCUAAGCUUUAAGGCCAUUGCACGUAAAAAAGUUUUAGUCAUAACCGUAGGAUUUGACCAAUCGCGUUGUUUGAUUCUUACUGCUACGGUUAUGGAUGGCCGAAUCGAGCAACGUAAUAGGUUGAAUCUUACGGUUACGACUAAAACUUUUUACGUGCAAUGGUUUUAAGGCAGCGCGAGUAACCUCACCGAAAAGAAAUACGUCACUGUUUAAAACUUAGGUUGCGUUCCAAAACGUCCUCUUCGAGGAAAAUUUUACUUAAAAAGCUAUAGUGUACGUUACGUGCAUUAUAAAUUUUCAGUGGAAUUUUCCUCGAAGAGGACGUUUUGGAACGCAGCCUUAAAUAAUAAGGCUUAGGGCUUAUAUCACUUAUUGUAUGCCGGGACUUAGGCCUAAAUUCAUAGUCCGAUCUUAUAUUUAAGAUCGUCUUAAGUCCGAGCUUAAGACGCCACGGAGCCAUUUGAUUGGUUGAACAGGAUCUUAAGUCAACCACCGACCAGAUUUAAAACGAUCUUGAAUAUAAGAUCGGACUAUGAAUACCGGUCUAUGAAUAUCGGUCAUAUGGCUCCUGCUCACAGGACGCGGAAAUGCUUGGCGCGCGGCAAGAGCGACGCGGUAGCCAAUAAAUUACAGCUCUUAAGGUGCCUUUUUAUGCUGACGUUAGACGGUAAAUUUCAGCGUCAAAAGACGUCAUGUGAUCAAAAUUGACGAAUUGGUAUCUUUAUUUUUGGUCACGUGACGUUUUUGACGCUGAAAAUGAGCAUCGAGCGUCUCCAUGAAUUUGCACCUUUAAGGCGCAAUUUCACGUGCCGCUAAAACAAGCGAUUGAAGCGACAGAUUUGUCGCUUGUAAUCCAGCGUCAACAAUUUUGUAGUUUGAAUCAGUUCAACUACAAAGCAUUUACUGCUCAAACGCUGAUGCACUGUCACAGAUUAGUUGAUAGUGUCGUGUAUACUGAAGAAAACAUAAUGUGUUGAUGACAUGCGAAAAUAAUUAAUAAAUCUUGCACUUUCUGAUCUUAUAUAUGGUAAGGCUUUAUAAAAGUCAUGCUCGUUACGAUUUUGAAACAGCGGUGCAAAACUUUUUUUUAGAAUAUCUUUUUUGAGUUUGAUUUGUCAACAGCAAACUAAUAGCAAAAAUAAUAUCAUUGUUAUAUUUGAUUUCACUUUCUCGAAUCAUGUACGAUUACAAUUUAGUAGCCAAUUGUUAUAUUUUUGUUUUCUAGAAGCCAUUGCGUAAUAUACAAAUUAAUAUAACUGGUUAUACACAAAUAAUGCAAAUUUUGUUUUUAACUGAUUACACAAACGACGCAAAAUUUGUCUCUCAACUUUCAAUUCUGUCGCGCUACUAUCCUUUUCAUGUCAAAAAUUAUCGCUGUUUAGUUUAGCGACAAAAGUUGUCACGUGAUCAUUUUUGUCGCUCAAACAAUCGGUUUCAGCGGCUCGUGAAAAGGCACCUUUAUUAAAAAGUGGUACGUUGAUUGGCUACCGCGUCGCUUCUUGCCGCGUAGCAAGCAUUUCCACGUCCUUUGUGCAGGAGCCAUUACUCGCUACCAUAGAAACUCGAUACCAAAAAAAGCGCGAAAGCCAUUACCGUUAGAAUUAUUACGUCUUUGAUGAUUAGAAUUAUUACUUUGAUGGUCGUUUAUUUUGCUAUUGUUAAUUUGUCGUUUAAUUUGCUAUUGUUGUUUUGCUACUGUUGUUUUAAUUAGACAAACGAAAUACUAAUAUUAAAAUUAAUUGAUGCAAAAAUCAAAAUGUAUUAUCUAUUAUGUAGCAACAAAUAUUAUAGUGUUUACAACAUAAAACAGCUAAAGACAAAAAAGAUUAAAAAAUCAUGCAUUAUCGCAACCAACAAAAAAAAAUUCAGCUUGCAAAAGAUUGCAGAUAAUCUAAACAUGAAGAUUCCGAAAGUGAAGUUAACAACUUUAUCAGAUUCUCCAACAACUGUCAAUUCCAAUGCUACUUUAAAUGUUGAUGCAUCAUAUGUGACAUUUGAAAUCGAAAAAGGCACUUGCGUUCCAUCAAGCAGUAACUGUGAUACUGAACAGUGCAAUAUAAAGUCUGAUUUUAAUUUGAUAAGUUGUGAUAAUACAAAUGACAGUGAUAAUAUUAAAGAUUCUGCGCAUUUGACUGUAGAUGAUUCUUGUAUCGAUGAGAAUCUUAAUACAUUAGUUGUUAGUAACGAUAUUGAGAAAAGCGAUUCUCCAACAACUGUCAAUUCCAAUGCUACUUUAAAUGUUGAUGCAUCAUAUGUGACAUUUGAAAUCGAAAAAGGCACUUGCGUUCCAUCAAGCAGUAACUGUGAUACUGAACAGUGCAAUAUAAAGUCUGAUUUUAAUUUGAUAAGUUGUGAUAAUACAAAUGACAGUGAUAAUAUUAAAGAUUCUGCGCAUUUGACUGUAGAUGAUCCUUGUAUCGAUGAGAAUCUUAAUACAUUAGUUGUUAGUAACAAUAUUGAGAAAAGCGAUUCUCCAACAACUGUCAAUUCCAAUGCUACUUUAAAUGUUGAUGCAUCAUAUGUGACAUUUGAAAUCGAAAAAGGCACUUGCGUUCCAUCAAGCAGUAACUGUGAUACUGAACAGUGCAAUAUAAAGUCUGAUUUUAAUUUGAUAAGUUGUGAUAAUACAAAUGACAGUGAUAAUAUUAAAGAUUCUGCGCAUUUGACUGUAGAUGAUUCUUGUAUCGAUGAGAAUCUUAAUACAUUAGUUGUUAGUAACGAUAUUGAGAAAAGCGAUUCUCCAACAACUGUCAAUUCCAAUGCUACUUUAAAUGUUGAUGCAUCAUAUGUGACAUUUGAAAUCGAAAAAGGCACUUGCGUUCCAUCAAGCAGUAACUGUGAUACUGAACAGUGCAAUAUAAAGUCUGAUUUUAAUUUGAUAAGUUGUGAUAAUACAAAUGACAGUGAUAAUAUUAAAGAUUCUGCGCAUUUGACUGUAGAUGAUCCUUGUAUCGAUGAGAAUCUUAAUACAUUAGUUGUUAGUAACAAUAUUGAGAAAAGCGAUUCUCCAACAACUGUCAAUUCCAAUGCUACUUUAAAUGUUGAUGCAUCAUAUGUGACAUUUGAAAUCGAAAAAGGCACUUGCGUUCCAUCAAGCAGUAACUGUGAUACUGAACAGUGCAAUAUAAAGUCUGAUUUUAAUUUGAUAAGUUGUGAUAAUACAAAUGACAAUGAUAAUAUUAAAGAUUCUGCGCAUUUGACUGUAGAUGCUCCUUGUAUCGAUGAGAAUCUUAAUACAUUAGUUGUUAGUAACAAUAUUGAGAAAAGCGAUUCUCCAACAACUGUCAAUUCCAAUGCUAUUUUAAAUGUUGAUGCAUCAUAUGUGACAUUUGAAAUCGAAGAAGGCACUUGCGUUCCAUCAAGCAGUAACUGUGAUACUGAACAGUGCAAUAUAAAGUCUGAUUUUAAUUUGAUAAGUUGUGAUAAUACAAAUGACAGUGAUAAUAUUGAAGAUUCUGCGCAUUUGACUGUAGAUGCUCCUUGUAUCGAUGAGAAUUUUAAUACAUUAAUUGUUAGUAACACUAUUGAGAUAAGCAAUUCUUCGCCAGCUAUUAAUUCUAAUGCUACGUUCAGUAUUGAUACAGCAAAUGUGAAUUACGAUAUCGAAAAUGUUUCGACAAUAAGUAAGAUUUCGGAUGUUAAACAGAGCGUUCAAUGUUGUAAUAAAUUUUAUUCUACUUCUAAAAUAUGUGAAAAUGCGAAUGUUAUUGAGAAAUUUAGAAAAACUAAAAAACCUAAAAAAACUCCGAAGAUUCUAGAAAUACAAAAUGUUAAGAUAUUACUAAAGAAGAUUCCAGUGCACACAGAGAAAGUUGAUAAUAUUACAAAUAGUAUACAGAUGAAUAAUACGUAUAAUAUCGAUAAUAGUGAUGUUUCUUCAAAUGCAAACGGGACUUACGUUAUCGAUAAUAUUUCAAGUGAAACAUCUUGUCCAGUUGCAGAAUCUACACUCAUAGAGAAUCAGUUAGACUUAGAGUGUGAAAUCCAUAAUAAUAAUUCUGAGUCUGAUGAUACAUCCAUUACAUCUAAAAAUAAUUUAGAUAGUAGUUUUCAUUUGUCAGAUUGUUCUAAGCUUGAAGACACAGAUGAAGAUGAAGAUGAAAAUGAAACUAAAAAUACACAUGAACGUACGAUUAAUACAAGUAAAAAUAAAUCUGUGAACAGGACAUUAAAUUUGACAUCAACAUUUUCAUCUGAAAUAUGUGAUGAUAGAAAUAUGUAUGUGGAAACUUCCAAUAAUCCUAAAUUAAAACAAAAUAUGUGCGUAUAUUGUGAAAAAUUUCAAGCGCAAAUUGCAAGACAUUUAGAAACAGUACAUAAAGAAGAAGAAGAUGUGAAAAAGUUUCGUCUUUUACCUAAGGAUAAUCCGGAACGAAAGAAGAUUAUUGGUCUACUUAGACGAAAAGGAAAUUUCAUAUAUAAUACUAAUUCUAACUUAAAUAAAGGAGAUUUAAUUGUAUGCCGGCGUCCAAGAAAUGAAUUGAAUAGACAAGCAGCCGAUUUUAUUCCUUGUGCUAAAUGCAAAGGGUUUUUUUCUAAAAAUAAUAUAAGACAUCAUUUUGCAUCAUGUGCGCCAAAAAGGGAAUAUCCUCAAAGAAAUGUUAAAAUAUUGGGACGUACUGUGGCUUGUCGAAUUCAUUACAGUGCAAAUACACCAUUAAGAAGAUUGGUGUUCCCAGUAAUGAGGGAAGACAGCGUAACUCAAAUUAUUAGAUAUGAUGAACUGCUAAUUGCUUUUGGCAAUAAAAUGUGUCAGAAAUAUCGUCUCCAACAUCAGCACGAUAUGAUUAGAGCGCGACUGAGAUUACUUGGACGAUUUCUUAUUGUUUUGAGAGAUCUCGAUAAUAGUAUAGUAGAUUUCUCUUCAAUAUAUAAUCCAACAAAUUAUGAACAAUGCAUUAAAGCUGUAAAUAAACUUGCACAAUUCGAUGAAAAGACUUGGACAUAUAAAAUACCAUCUAUUGCAACAUCUUUAGGAACACUUAUAAAACAAAUUGGGAAACUUUUAAGAAGUAUAUGCAUUAAAAAACAAGAUUGUAGCAAACAAACUGUGGUAGAAAAUUUUUUGAAAUUAUUUGAAGAGGAUUAUCCUGUUGCUGUAAAUAAAAUUGUGUUUGAAACUCAAGGGCAUCGAAAAAGGCAAAAGAAUAUUGUCUUGCCAUCUAUAGAUGAUAUAAAAAUAUUCAAUGCUUAUCUCAAAGCUGAACGCAUAAAAGCUCUAGAAUCUUUACAAACAAAUGGUUUCUCAAUUCACGCAUGGCGUAUGUUAGCUGAAAUAACAUUAAUAUCGAUUAUGAUAUUUAAUAGAAGACGUGCUGGUGAACUGGAGCGUGUUUUAAUUGAAAAUUUGGAAAAUUGUGCGGCAAUUUCAAAAGAAGAAGCACCUGAAUUAUAUAAAUCUUUAUCUAAAUAUGUACGGAUGACAAUACGCGGCAAAUUAGGGAGAACGGUUCCUGUGUUACUUCAUGAAGAAAUAUUAAAAUGUAUGCAAAUGAUUAUUAAUUAUCGUAAAGAUGCUGGCGUACCCGAAAAUAAUCCUUAUAUUUUUGGUAUAUAUUCACUUGACAAAAGAAGAUUCAAAUAUUUGAGAGCAUGUGUAUUAAUGCGAAAAUAUUCUGUAAUUUCUGGGGCAAAAAUGCCAACUUCGUUACGAGGUACAAUAUUGCGGAAACAUAUUGCUACAGUAUGCAUGUCAUUAGAGAUAUCUGAACAUGAAGUGAAUGAUCUAGCUGAUUUCAUGGGCCAUCACGAAAAAAUACAUAAAUCGCACUACAGACAGUCAAUCGUAACAAAAGAUUUGGCUAUAUCACGUUUACUCAAAUACGCACAAGGAGGAGACACAACAGAUGAAAGUGAUAAUGUUGAUGAUGAAAAUGAAAACAGGGAUGAUUCGAUUAAUAAUGAUAACUCAAAUUUAAGUUUAAAUACUUCUGAUACUUUAUCAUUAAUACAAACGAGAUCAUCUAAACUGCCACGUUUACUCAAAUACGCACAAGGAGGAGACACAACAGAUGAAAGUGAUAAUGUUGAUGAUGAAAAUGAAAACGGGGAUGAUUCGAUUAAUAAUGAUAACUCAGAUUUAAGUUUAAAUACGUCUGAUACUUUAUCAUUAAUACAAACGAAAUCAUCUAAAUUGCCUAGCAAAGAAAAAAUUAUCAAUAAUCAUCUACAUAAUAAUAUCGAGAAAACAAAAGGAAACCGUUUGGCUUCUAAGAGGAAAGUUAAUUAUAAUAUUAAAAAUGUGACCGAAUCAGAUGAUGAAUGUAAUACAGAAUCAGAUUUAAAUAUUUUAUCAAAAAGAGCAAAGCAAUCUGAACAGGUGACUAGAGGAAAGAAUAACGUAAAUAAUAAUACACAGAGGCAGAAAAAAGAAUGA
Molecule: messenger RNA, 6483 nt
Organism: Nylanderia fulva
Lineage: Eukaryota; Metazoa; Arthropoda; Insecta; Hymenoptera; Formicidae
Source: RefSeq, a predicted model, not a curated record